Molecule: messenger RNA, 2557 nt
Organism: Solea senegalensis (Senegalese sole)
Lineage: Eukaryota; Metazoa; Chordata; Actinopteri; Pleuronectiformes; Soleidae
Product: zinc finger protein OZF-like
Exons: 2
Coding region: 351-1865 (504 amino acids)
Biological process (GO): regulation of transcription by RNA polymerase II
Molecular function (GO): RNA polymerase II cis-regulatory region sequence-specific DNA binding; DNA-binding transcription factor activity, RNA polymerase II-specific
Source: RefSeq, a predicted model, not a curated record
GAUCAGUGACUUCCGUGUUUACUCGGGACGAUGCUAGUCUUGUUGCUAACAACAAACUGUAUCGAGUCCUUUCUUGAAAGUCACGCGGUUUUAUUUACGUCACAUUUUCAUCUUCCUUAAAUGCGGAACCUCUGCUAAUGCAUGCUAACACUGUUAGCAUCGGCGUACCAGCGCGUUAGCUCCUGUUAGCCUCCGCUAGCUUCUGUUAGCUCAUGGGUUGGUUCCUUUCGCUCAUGUUAGCUAACAGCGGUGCGUUAAAGCACAGCUGCCGUAAACAACAGGACAAACUCACUGGACACGAACUUCCGGUCAGUGUUAGCCGUUAGCUCGGCUCAAAGCUAACGAACAGAAUGAUGAAGCAGGAGCGGCUGCGUGAUGACAAACGCCCUCUAGCGGACUGUUCUACAGACGUUCAACAUCUGCUGCUGAUCAAAGAAGAGCUUCACACUGAGAUGAUGACCCGUCCAGAUCAGGAGGAGCCAGAGAAUCCUCACAUUAAAGAGGAACAGGAAGAUCUGUGGACCAAUCAGGAGGAAGAGCAGCUUCAUGACACGGAGGAGGCUGAUGAUGGAAAGUUCUCACUCACUGUUGUUCAAGUGAAAACUGAAGAUGACCCAGAGAGUCCUGACAUCAAAGAGGAACAGGAAGAUCUCUGGACCAAUCAGGAGGUCCACGGCAACAAGUUCUCGCUCCCUAUCGUCCACGUCAAGACGGAAGACGAUGAGGACGAACUUCAGUCCUCACAGCUUCAGGACAGCAGAGAGGCGGAGCCUCCAGACACUGAUGGAGAUGAUCAUUUUCACUCCGAUAAAGAAGACAACAAGACUUCAGACUCGUGUGAGACUGAAGACAGUGAGGAUUAUGAGAAGGAGACCAGAGCUCCUGACCAACGUCAGCCUCACGGACACAAACAGAGAGUUUCUACAGGAGAGAAACCACAUAGUUGUGAUUUUUGUGGGAAAAGAUUCACAAAGAAGUCUAAUCUUAGGCGGCACACGGUGAUCCAUUUAGAAGAGGAACCGUGUAGCUGUGAUGUCUGUGGGAAAGGUUUCACACACAGGGGUUCUCUCAGGAGCCACAUGGGUAUUCAUACAGGAGAGAGACCGUUUGGCUGUGACAUCUGUGGGAAAACCUUUUCAAAAAAGUCAAAUGUCAAGACACACAUGGUGGUCCAUUCAGAAGAGGAACCAUUUCGCUGCGAUGUUUGUGGGAAAGGAUUCACACAGAGGGGUUCCCUUAAGAUUCAUAUGAGAGUUCAUACAGGAGAGAAACCGUGUGGUUGUUAUUUCUGUGGGAAAACGUUUCGACAGACGAGUGCUCUCAAGACGCACAUGAUGAUCCACACCGGAGAGAAACCGUGUAGCUGUGGUGUUUGUGGGAAAAGUUUUACAAAGAAAAGUGACGUCACAAGACACAUGAAGGUCCACACAGAAGAGAAACCACACCGGUGUGAGAUGUGUGGGAAAAGAUUUAAAGAGAAGUAUACACUGAAGAGUCACAUGAUGAUCCAUACAGCAGAGAAACUGUGCAGCUGCGACAUCUGUGGGGAAAAGUUUAAACUCAAGAAAUCAUUUGAGAAGCACAUGAGAAUUCACACAGGAGAGACACCACAUCGCUGCGACGUCUGUGGGAAAAUAUUUGCCAAGAAAAGCACUUUAAAGACACACCUGAUGGUCCACACAGGAGAGAAACCGUACGGCUGUGACGUCUGUGGGAAAAUGUUUACAAAGAAAAGUUCUUUAAAGACUCACACGAUGAUCCACACGGGAGAGAAACUCUGCAGCUGUGACGUCUGUGGGAAAAGUUUCACAAAUAAGAGCAGUUUUAAAAGACACAUGACGAUUCACAGCCGAGAGAAAUCAUGAAGCUGAAACGUCGCUGUUUCAUCACUCAUCACGUCGUUCACCAAGUUUCAGGAAACGUGCGCACGUGCAGUGCACAGUUUGGAAACCGGUUGGUGGAGUAUAAGCCUUUGACAAACACUUUGACAGCAGAAGAAGUCGUCGCCAAGGAAACAGCACUAUGGAUCCGAAAGAUGAGAGGCUGGAGGACAAGGUGAGGAGGUACAACCACCUGGGGAGCAGAAGACGGCGCAGACCUGGGUCUCGUCGGCAGAGGUGGACGAUCCUACAGGACAAGUUUGUCAAGACAAAGAAGAUGAUGGUGAACUCUCAGGUGUCUGAACACUGACGAGAAACAGAACAUGGAACGUUCACGACAUUCAUGCUUCCAGGUCGCUGGUGUUCCUGCUUGGACUCUUGUUCUUUAGUAGGAAUGCAGCAUAUGUCCUGCGCCCAGACUUGUACUGCCACCCGAUGGUGAAGUGGGGUACUGCAGGCCUGACCCUGACACGCAGAAGUAGACCACGGGCUUAUGUCUUGGAAUUAUGAUAAUGUGCAUCUACUGCCCCCUGAAGGCCAAACCCCACCUGUAGCUUUUGUGUCUGCCAGUGGUUUCAGCUCUGACAUGUUUUGAAAAACCUGGUUCCUGAGCAGAUUUACCACAGUUGAAAUGUUCAUGUGCAAAGAUAAAAAAAUAAAUGUGCCUGAAACGUAAA